CUGCUAUGUUAUUAUUAACCUAACCUAAAAAUUUUAUUCUUAAAGCACUUAAAGUAAAAAAAGGUAAAAAAGACAUAACUUUUAUACAAAUUUAAAUAAAAGUCAGGAAUUGCUCAUAAUUAAAAGAUUUAAUUGGAGAAAAAUUUUUGAAACAAAAAAACUUGAUUGAUAAAAAAGUAAUUGUAAUUACGGAAAGAUUAUUCUCUACUUUUCACAAUGAAUCGACCUUUGCGGGCAUUUAAGCACAUGAUGAGAAAUUAUUUAAAACCAAAUGAAGUGUCACCUCCAUAUUUUCACGUUUGUCAAAUCGGAGAUCCAGUUCUUCGACAACCAACAGAACGAGUAGCACCAGAAACAAUUCCUUCGAAAGAAAUUCAAUAUAUAAUUAAAGUUUUAGUAAAAACUAUGAGAUUAUACGAUGCUUGUGGUCUAUCUGCGCCACAAAUUGGUGUUCCUUUGCAAAUAUUUGCUGCUGAAAUUACUGAAAGACAAUCUAGAAUUGCUGGUCCAACGAGAAGGAAAACACAUAAAAUCGAAGCAUUUCCAUUGAAAAUUUUUAUUAAUCCCGAAAUAAAAGUUAUUGAUCACAGUAAAAUUAUGUGUCCUGAAGGAUGUGUGAGCACAGCACUUUUCGUGGCGGAUGUUCCACGUUUUAAGGAAGUUUUAAUAACGGGUUUAGAUCCUUCUGGAGAAACUGUAUCUUGGCAAGCAAAAGAUUGGACGGCUAGAAUCAUUCAACACGAAGUGGAUCAUUUAAAAGGACACUUAUAUACGGACAAAAUGGAUCCAACGACAUUGACCAUGGAAGCUUGGCAACAAGUAAAUAAUACCAGAGGAAGACUGAAAAUUUCACUAUUACCAUAAAUCAAAAAUUAACAAAUUGAAGAGAUUUUUAAUAAGGAUUCAUGGUUAGUGCGGGAAUAUUUAAGAAAGAAUUGUACAAACAUACAUUUAUCUUCAUUUACGUACACGGAGUUAUACAAUUUCUUAACGCUAUUAAUUUUUUUUUAUACAUUCAUUUAUACAUAUACGUAUUUAGAAAGCGUUUGGUUUUCCCAGAGUAUUUUCGCUCCACAAUAUUAGCUGAGAAUUUAUAUCCAAGUCAGUAUCAAAUAUGAAUUUUCAUAAUAUAUCAGAAAAUGUCUUCUAAUUUUCUAUAUAUAUAA
Messenger RNA from Leptopilina heterotoma, 1166 nucleotides. RefSeq names its product peptide deformylase, mitochondrial-like. Gene Ontology annotation, biological process: peptidyl-methionine modification; N-terminal protein amino acid modification. The record is from RefSeq and is a predicted model, not a curated record. Bases 217 to 864 code for a protein of 215 amino acids. The transcript is spliced from 5 exons. Gene Ontology annotation, cellular component: mitochondrion. Gene Ontology annotation, molecular function: peptide deformylase activity. NCBI's taxonomy places the organism in Eukaryota, Metazoa, Arthropoda, Insecta, Hymenoptera, Figitidae.